AGGCCAACAGAUUCUUGACUUUAGCUUAGGUAAAUUAUAAACGCUCAUUAAAGCAUAUUUCAUCCCUUUAAUUCUGCAUGAGUUCAUGUGGCUUUCAGCUUUCUCUUUCCCCAGAGAGAGAGAGAGAGAGAGGCAGCCGAAGAUGAUGAAGUUCAGUUUGGUUUUUAGCUAACUGGAAGAAUUGGGUACUUGAGUCUAGGACUGGUGGGUGAAGAAGCUUUUGGAAACAGAGCCAAAGGCUGAGAAUUGUCAGGUCUUUGAAGAGAUGGGAGUUGUCACUGUUGGUGAAUUGAAUUUGAAGCCAAGCAUCUCAGGGAAGAGGCCUUUUCGGCCCAGCUCUAGUACAAGGCAUGUCACUGAAUGUACCAUGGAUUCAAACGUGGGAUGAUGGUGCAAAGAGGACCUCCAAGAUUAGUAAACGAAAUGACAGUCAUGCCAAUAUCUGAUGUUUCCAGUGAUCUGACAAUUGAAGUCGGCUCAGCAAGUUUUGCGCUUCACAAGUUUCCACUAGUUUCUAGGAGUGGAAGAAUAAGAAAACUGUUGUUGGAAGCUAAAGAUACAAAAGUUUCACGUAUAAAUCUCUCUGUUGUACCGGGAGGACCAGAAGCAUUUGAGCAAGCUGCAAAGUUCUGCUAUGGAGUGAACAUUGAGAUCAGUCUAACGAAUGUUGCUAUGCUGCGUUGUGCAGCCCAUUUCCUAGAAAUGACAGAAGAUUUUGCUGAGAAAAACCUGGAAAUGAGAACGGAAGCAUAUCUGAAGGAGAACGUACUCCCAAACAUAUCAAACUCGAUAUCUGUUCUUCAUCACUGCGAGUCCCUCUUACCCAUAGCAGAAGACAUAAAUCUAGCGAACAGGAUUAUCAAUGCCAUUGCAAGCAAUGCGUGCAAAGAGCAACUCACUUCUGGCCUGUCCAAGCUAGAGCACAAUUUCUCUUCAAAACCGAUGGUGGAAACUGAAACACCUACAGACUGGUGGGGAAAAUCGCUCGCAGUGCUUAAUCUUGACUUCUUCCAACGAGUUCUAUCUGCAGUGAAAACAAAGGGUCUGAAGCAGGAUAUGAUCAGCAGAAUUUUGAUAAAUUAUGCUCAUAAUUCUCUUCAAGGCCUUGUCGUUAGAGACUCUCAAUUGGUUAAAGGAAGUUUGUCGGACCUGGAACUUCUGAAGAAACAAAGGGCAGUUAUUGAAGCGAUAGUCAGUUUACUGCCAACACAGUCAAGGAAAAGCACCGUUCCAAUGGCGUUUCUAUCGAGUUUGUUGAAGUCUGCAAUAGCAGCAUCAACAUCUACCUCUUGUAGAUCUGAUUUAGAAAGGAGGAUCGGUUUGCAACUGGACCAGGCUAUUCUUGAAGACAUCCUCAUUCCUGCAAAUUCACACGGAAACAAUCAUAGCCCCAUCUAUGAUACAGACUCGAUCCAGAGGAUCUUCUCGAUUUUCUUGAACUUGGACGAGGAUGAUGACGAGGGCACUCACUUGAGAGAUGAAAGUGAGAUGGCGUAUGACUUUGACAGCCCUGGAUCUCCUAAACAGAGCUCGAUCCUGAAGGUGUCGAAACUGUUGGACAGUUAUCUUGCAGAAGUUGCGCUUGAUUCAAACUUGGUGCCAUUGAAGUUCAUAGCACUGGCAGAACUACUCCCGGACCAUGCUCGAAUAGUGAAUGAUGGAUUGUACAGAGCAGCGGAUAUCUUUCUCAAGGUUCAUCCAAACAUAAAGGACUCAGAGCGCUAUCGACUCUGUAAGACCAUCGACUGCCAGAAACUGUCGCAAGAAGCGUGCAGCCACGCAGCUCAGAACGAAAGGCUGCCCGUGCAAAUGGCAGUACAAGUCCUCUACUUCGAGCAAAUCAGGCUUCGAAAUGCAAUGAAUGGUGGUCACAACCAGUUGUUCUUCGGCUCCAUGAAUGGCGGCCAAUUCCCUCCUCAACGCUCGGGCAGUGGAGCAGGAAGCGGGUGCAUCUCGCCGAGAGACAACUAUGCAUCGGUGAGACGGGAGAACAGAGAGCUGAAGCUUGAAGUGGCAAGAAUGAGGAUGAGAUUGACUGACCUGGAGAAAGACCAUGUUUCCAUGAAACAGGAGCUUGUGAGGUCACAUCCUGCCAACAAGCUCUUCAAGUCAUUCACCAAGAAGCUAAGCAAGCUCCAUUCCCUCUUCAGGAUUAAUAAGCCUGUAACUGCUUCUGCCAAGCCCGGCUCAGAAACAAGGCUUCUUUUCCAGAGAAGAAGGCGCCACUCUGUAUCAUGACAGUUGACAACAACACUCUUUAUCAUGUCGUGUGUGUAUAAUUAUAUAAUUCAAUUAAGAUCAUCCAAUGAGUGUAUAAUACAUUAUAGUAGUAUUACUCAUGUCAUCAUGGCUUAGCUUGGCUUGGCUGGGCUGGGCUGGGCUGCUGUCUCCUGUCUGGCUGUUGGUUUUGUUAUAUCUAAGAGAGAUAGAGAGAGAGAGAGAGGAGUAAUAAUAUAAGAGAUCUGUUGUGUUCUUUGUCUAAGUCUAACGGAGUCUUGAAUGUUUCUAUCUUGCUUCAUCCACUCCAAUUUUAAGAAACAACCAGAAAUCUUUACAUUGAGCUUGGCACCCAAUUUAAAAUCAUAAGAAAUUAUAAUAAAACAAAGAUGAUUGAUGAAUGUAGUCCCAUUAAUUCAAAUGAUGAUCAAAAGAGGUUGAGCCACUAUAAGCCGUUUUUAUCAUUCUCUGAAAAAAUAUUAAAUUAUUGUGUCCAAAAAAAAAAAAAAAGAAACUUCAAAACGACGCCGUUGAAUAUGGAAGAGGGCACCGUCCCCCUUCUUCUCAGAGUCACAGGGACACCCGUUCAGCUUUCUUAUUCUCUCUCCGUGAACAAAUCACCGUGUUCUUUGCUGGGUUCACCGGAAUGUCGCCGGUUUCUUCUUUUACGAGAAUCGCCGGUUCCUUUCCCUUUUCCAGGCUCUUCAGGCAGCUAGAACAGGAGAUGGAAACUGUGAUUAAGGUUCUACAGCCUGGACCACUGGGGAUUGUUGAGCACAAGUUCUCUGCUGAAGAGAUACGUGAGGCGAACGCUACCGUCAAUAGAGCAGUAGAGAAUUGGCGUAGGAAUGCAACCCUAGAAAAACAUAAUGAUGUACUGAAAGAUUAUAUUGAGAAAUGAUCAGAUUCUUAGCUUCAGAAGUAAGAUGAAAUUCUUGUC
Diospyros lotus (date-plum) is the source of this 3157-nucleotide messenger RNA. RefSeq names its product BTB/POZ domain-containing protein At1g03010-like. Gene Ontology annotation, molecular function: protein binding. The transcript is spliced from 6 exons. NCBI's taxonomy places the organism in Eukaryota, Viridiplantae, Streptophyta, Magnoliopsida, Ericales, Ebenaceae. The record is from RefSeq and is a predicted model, not a curated record. Bases 361 to 2238 code for a protein of 625 amino acids.